Elephantulus edwardii (Cape elephant shrew) is the source of this 945-nucleotide messenger RNA. Its product is annotated as olfactory receptor 2M2-like. Gene Ontology annotation, biological process: G protein-coupled receptor signaling pathway. Bases 1 to 945 code for a protein of 314 amino acids. The transcript has a single exon. Gene Ontology annotation, molecular function: G protein-coupled receptor activity; olfactory receptor activity. Gene Ontology annotation, cellular component: membrane. NCBI's taxonomy places the organism in Eukaryota, Metazoa, Chordata, Mammalia, Macroscelidea, Macroscelididae. The record is from RefSeq and is a predicted model, not a curated record.
AUGGGGCAAGAAAAUAAAUCCACAAACACAGAUUUCAUCCUGCUGGGUCUAUUUGAGUCUCAGUAUCCUGGUUUGUUUAUUGUCAUCAUCCUUCUGAUUCUCAUGGUGGCCGUCACUGGAAACUCUAUCCUGGCCUUGCUGAUCUGGGGCAACGCCCACCUUCACACUCCCAUGUAUCUCCUGCUCAGCCAGCUCUCCCUCAUGGACCUCACACUCAUCACCACCACCGUCCCCAAGAUGGCUGUUGACUUCUUCUCGGGAAACAGAGGUAUCUCUCGCCUUGGCUGUGGAGUCCAAAUCUUUCUUUACUUGAUGUUAGGAGUGGCUGAGUGUAUUCUUCUGACUCUCAUGGCCUUUGACCGCUACCUAGCCAUCUGUAAUCCUCUGAGAUACUCAGUCUUCAUGACCCCCAGGGUCUGUGCACAAAUGGCUGCCAGUUCCUGGGCUGGAGGUGCUCUUAGCUCCUUCAUUUACACAGUUUGGGUCAUGCAUUUUUCUACCUGUGAUUCCAGGGAGAUUCAUCAUUUUUAUUGUGAAGUAAUGGCCCUUCUAAAACUCUCUUGUGAAGACACUUCCACCUAUGAGAAAGUGGUUUUGGCAGCAGGCAUCAUUUUCCUUCUCGUCCCCUUUGGACUCAUCCUGACCUCCUACAACCUCAUCUUUUUCACUGUCCUACGCAUGAACUCCUCUGAUGGCAAGAAGAAGGCUCUGGCUACCUGUUCCUCUCACCUUGGUGUAGUGAGUCUCUACUUUGGUCCAGCCAUGAUUAUUUAUAUGAGUCCAAUUUCCUCUCUCUCCCCAGAGAUGGACCAGCAUCUCUUUGUGUUUGAUGCCAUCAUCACUCCCAUGCUAAAUCCCCUAAUCUAUAGCCUUCGGAACAAGGAAGUGGUGAUGGCUUUGAAGAAAGUGCUAGGAAGAAGGCUGAUAUUUAAGAGGAAAUGCUAG